AUGAGAUAUACAACAACCCCAUUUACCAGAAGGAAAUCCUUCUGGUCAGUCAACCUCUUUGAACAGAAGGAAUCCCUUCUGUUUGAUGAGGUUGAGGUAUCCAUUGGUGACAAGCCUGCCGGUAACAAACCUGCCACCGGAAAACCCAGAGACAAGCCUGCUGAUGCUGCCGACGGAAAACCUGUUGGUGACAAGGCCGUCACUGAGAAGCCCGCUGAUGUGAAGCCUGCUGAAGGGAACCCACCUGCUGGUGAGAAGCCAGCUGACAAAAAACCGGCAGGUGACAAGCCCGCCGCUGUGAAGCCUGCCAAAGGGAACCCACUGGCCAGUGAGAAGCCUGAGCCUGCCAACAAAAAACCGGCAGGUGACAAGCCUGCUGACGCAAACACCGUUGGUGAGAAACCAGAGGACAACGGGGCCGGAAACCCCACAGGACAGGCUUAA
Messenger RNA from Puccinia graminis f. sp. tritici CRL 75-36-700-3, 444 nucleotides. RefSeq lists its product as uncharacterized. The record is from RefSeq and is a predicted model, not a curated record. The transcript has a single exon. NCBI's taxonomy places the organism in Eukaryota, Fungi, Basidiomycota, Pucciniomycetes, Pucciniales, Pucciniaceae. The coding region runs from base 1 to 444 and encodes 147 amino acids.